CUGGACCACCGCCCGACGCGCGGAACCUGUGUUCUUCCCUGGAAUGCACGGUUCUAGAAGGCUUCAUCGACCUCAUGUGUUCUUCUUCCCUUACUGGUUCAUCUCCCGUAUGCGACAACGUGGGCUACAGCUCACUCGCCCCGACCAAGAGCUUGAGGACGGGCUGGCUGUCGAGCUUGCUGACUCAACCCCAUCCAUCUGCGUCACGUUCAUCAAACCCUCUGCGCUCGAACCGACAUCCAUUCAUAUCAUCUUUGGACAGGGAUGCAGCUGUUCCAGCGAUCAAUGGUCGACUUACUUCAACCGACUAUGGGUGGACGUGAUCGCGGAGCCAACAGCUUUUUAGCUCACCGAACCAAAGCCGAUCAACGAGAUGGCUCUCGAUCAGCAAAAGCCGGUUUGCCCCAGGAUCCAUCUAACUCAGGGAACCUUGACUUUUGGAAGCCCAGGGAGGAAGAUCUGCCUGGACGUCAAGGUGGAAGAAUUCCAUCCCGCACGUCGAAACGACUCGAUGGUAUAUACCUUGGACGUUCGGUUUGAGUAAAACAGCUCACGCUCCGAAACAUCCUUCACCGUACUGCGCAUAGCGACGUGUAUGAAACCACUGAAC
Dichomitus squalens LYAD-421 SS1 is the source of this 610-nucleotide messenger RNA. RefSeq lists its product as uncharacterized. The coding region runs from base 44 to 346 and encodes 100 amino acids. The record is from RefSeq and is a predicted model, not a curated record. The transcript has a single exon. Lineage: Eukaryota; Fungi; Basidiomycota; Agaricomycetes; Polyporales; Polyporaceae.